GCCUCUCAUUAGAGGCAAGGAAGGACUUCAGUUGAACAAGCACAGAGUAAACAGACAAAGCAUUGUCUAUUGAAGGUUUCACAUGGUCAACAACAUGUACCUGAAGAUUGUUAUGGUUCUGUUUAUCUUCUGUGCUGUUUCAGUAUAUAGUAGAUCAUAUCGAGGUCCUGGAAAUGUCACCACAAAUUGCUGCACAAAUGUGUCUCGAAAACGGAUUUCAUUCGAGAUUACUCAUUACAGGAUACAGCCAGAAUUGCUACCCUGUGUCAGUGCCAUUAUAUUUUACACUGUAGAGAAAGGACCACUCUGUGCUGAUCCAAGAGCACCCUGGACAAAAAGGAAAAGAAAUGAGGUUGAUAUCAGGAUACAGAAAAACACGCGACAGUGAAGCUGGACAAAUUACUAUUGACCUUAAAAACUGAAAGAAUAUAAUUAUGAUUUAAUUAAAAAGAUUUGUAUGUGUUCAUGUUGAUGGUCUGUUCUGUAAUUGUGUAUUUAUUGCUCUGUGUAGCAUAUUGUAAUGUCAUUUUAGCGUUAUAUUUUUCUGUAUAUAAGAUUGCAAAUCUAUAUUUUACAUUUUUGCAAUAAAAUUGCUUAC
Messenger RNA from Mobula hypostoma (lesser devil ray), 598 nucleotides. Its product is annotated as eotaxin-like. NCBI's taxonomy places the organism in Eukaryota, Metazoa, Chordata, Chondrichthyes, Myliobatiformes, Myliobatidae. The coding region runs from base 83 to 388 and encodes 101 amino acids. The record is from RefSeq and is a predicted model, not a curated record. The transcript has 4 exons. Gene Ontology annotation, cellular component: extracellular region. Gene Ontology annotation, biological process: immune response. Gene Ontology annotation, molecular function: chemokine activity.